UCAAUAUUCUUCAUCUCUGGAUUGUACAACUACAUCGAAGCCUUAAUCACAAUAAUAGGGUCGACUAUAUAAACCAAAAUUUCAUACCGCAUAUUCAUAUUAUUAAGUAUAACAUCCUCACGAGGAGACUACCUAAUAAUGAGGCCGACGUAAGAAUCAUAGUAAGGGCAGUUUGAUGACAGAACUGAUGACUUGUCAGGCUUGUACCUCAAGCAGAUCCCUCUUUUUUAUGUGUUGUUGCUCAUUGCUUAGUUAAGUACUCCAACCUGCAGAAAAGCAUAGCAACCAGCAUAAUAACAUACAUAUAAUAAUAAUUAUAAUAUCAUGUAAUAUGAAAAAGAAGGAAGCUGUUGAAGGAAAGAGACACAAAACUUUAUAAUAUAUACCAAAUUUCAAUGUACAAAAAAUUUAAUUAUAAACUGAAAGAGACAACCUGGAAGAUCACCCAACACCUCCUCCCUAGAAGGUAAAAAAGGGAAGAUUAAAAAAAAAUAUAGGAGAGAGAAAGGGAAAGAAGAAGAGGAAGAAAAGAACAUAAAACUAUGAACUAACCUUAAGCACAAAGCUAUAGUUACACCUACUUCUGUUCAAUCUUUUCUUUUAAGCAAAAAUCUCAAACACUACAAUCAGAGAAUCACACAAUCUUUUCAAAGAAGCAUAAUUUCUACCUUUUUUCUGUAUCUAUUUUGAGUGCCUAAAGAAAAGGUAAACUCCCUGGUGUUAGCUGUGUAACUCUGAUGGGGUCGAUUCAGACUCCGAUUCCAGUUCGUAGUUCGGGUUUACUCGAAAAUUCAUGCGGAUAUCUACUUCAAGAAUUGCAGAUGAUAUGGGAUGAAGUUGGAGAAGAUGAAUUCGAAAGGGAGAAGGUCUUACUUGACAUUGAGCAGGAGUGUCUGGGGGUUUACAGAAAGAAGGUUGAUUAUGCUAACAUGGCGAGAUCACGACUGCAUCAGGAACUGGCUGAAUCUGAGUCUGAGUUUACGCAGCUUCUUCUGUCACUUGGCGAACGCUCUCUCCCUGAAAGGCCGGAGAAGAAGGCAGGAACUCUAAGACAACAGAUAGAUUCAAUCACCCCAGCUUUAAGUGAGAUGCGGCAAAGAAAAAGAGAGAGGAUGAACCAGUUCCAAGCAGUUCAAGGGCAGAUACAAAAAAUUAAAGCAGAGAUAUCAGGUCUUUCAGAAUAUGAUGACUCUGCAUCAAUUAUGAAGGUCAAUGAGAAUGAUCUUUCAUUGAAGAGACUUGAGGAAUAUCAAGCCGAGCUUAAAAAACUCCAAAACGAGAAGAGUACCAGACUCCAAAAGGUGGAAAGAUAUACAAACCAAAUCCAUGAUCUGGCUGCAUUAUUGGGAACGGAUUCCUCGAUGACUAUUACAAAGAUUCAUCCAAGCUUAAACGAGUUGUGUGGCAUAGCCAAAAAUAUAAGUGACAACAUUUUGGCUAAACUCGAGGAUACUGUGAAGUCUCUAGAAGAAGAAAAGCAGAAACGCAUUGAGGAGCUUCAUCAUUUAGGUGAAGCGUUGUUAGACAUGUGGAAGCUUAUUGAUACACCAGAAAAAGAGCGCCAACCUUUUUUCCAUGUUGUUAACUUAUUGGUAGUCCCAUUUGAAAAAAUAACAAAACCUGGAACCCUCACCACCAGCAUCAUCCAACAGGCUGAGACUGAAGUAAAGAGACUAGAUGAACUAAAAGCAAGCAAGAUGAAAGAGCUAUUCCACAGAAAACAGUUUGAGCUUCAAGAAAUAUGCAGUAGAUCACACAUGGAAAUUCCUUCGCCGUCUGAAAUGGAAAACAUUACACACCUUGUAGACUCAGGGACAAUUGACCUUGUCCAUCUCCUCAAAAGCAUGGAUGAACAGAUUGCUAAAGCUCAAGAAGAGGCUUCAAGCAGGAAAGCUAUAAUGGAACGGGUAGAUAAGUGGAUAUUGGCACGUGAUGAAGAACGGUGGUUGGAAGAAUAUAACAGGGAUGAAAACCGAUAUUCUGUCAGCAGAGGUGCUCACAAGAAUCUAAAACGUGCUGAACGAGCCAGAGUUACAGUCAUCAAGAUCCCAGCUUUGAUAGAUAUGUUGAUCUCAUUGACUAGAGAAUGGGAAGCAGAAAGAAAUAAAGUGUUUUUAUAUGAUGAGGCACCUCUUCUAGCUAUGUUGGAAGAAUAUAUUGCAUUGCGACAGGAAAAGGAAGAAGAGAAGCAAAGAUUAAGGUUAGAAAAGAAAAAGGUAGAAAAUGUACACAAUAAUCUCUCAUUGAGCCCCAGACCAGGCACCAGUGCUCGCCGUAUCCCAAACAAAAAUUUGAAUGGUAGUUUCAGCAAUGGAUCCCCUACAAAAAGGAACUUGAACGGCAGUCCUUUAAACAGGAGACUAUCAUUGGGUGCACAACAAGCAGGAUCAAACAGCUUCAACCCACGGAGUCUGGGCACAUCAUUCAUGCAGGAAGGAAUCAAACCACCAAGACAGCAAAUGUAUGCCCAAUCUGAAUAUGUGUCUCACCUAAGAGAUGAAACAGCUUCAGUUGUGUCCACCUUUUCCGGACCCUUAUCUCCUGAAAUCUGAGACCACUUACAGGAAAUACAUAAGUGUGUAAUAUAGCAUAGAUCUGAGAGUUUUGUGAAAAAAUAACGUCGGAAAUUCUGACUGCAUCCCCACCACCCCACCCCCUCUUGCUUGCCCAUAUAUACUUUGUAAAGUGCCCUGCAUUCAGUCAAGAGGUAAUGUAUGUAGUGUUUCACUAGACCAGUGUGUGUAAUAUAGAGCUUUCUCUUAAUCUCUUAUCAA
Molecule: messenger RNA, 2774 nt
Organism: Chenopodium quinoa (quinoa)
Lineage: Eukaryota; Viridiplantae; Streptophyta; Magnoliopsida; Caryophyllales; Amaranthaceae
Product: 65-kDa microtubule-associated protein 8-like
Exons: 11
Coding region: 738-2552 (604 amino acids)
Biological process (GO): microtubule cytoskeleton organization
Cellular component (GO): spindle; cytoplasm
Molecular function (GO): microtubule binding
Source: RefSeq, a predicted model, not a curated record